Arvicanthis niloticus (Nile rat) is the source of this 2781-nucleotide messenger RNA. It is a transcript of the gene Shq1, whose product is annotated as SHQ1, H/ACA ribonucleoprotein assembly factor. Gene Ontology annotation, biological process: box H/ACA snoRNP assembly. Lineage: Eukaryota; Metazoa; Chordata; Mammalia; Rodentia; Muridae. The record is from RefSeq and is a predicted model, not a curated record. Gene Ontology annotation, cellular component: nucleoplasm; cytoplasm.
GUCCGGAAGCGCUGUGGCAGACGGAGCGGGUCUGUCGCGUGGGGACCUGUCGUGUGGUAGCGGAGCUGUGGUGGCUUCUGGCGCGCGCAGCGAUGCUUACUCCUGCGUUCGAGCUGACCCAGGACCGCGACUUCCUCACCGUCGCCAUCCGCGUGCCCCACGCGCGCGCCUCCGAGUUCGACGUGUACUUCGAGGGGGUGGACUUCAAGUUCUACGCCAAGCCGUACUUUCUGAGGUUAACACUUCCUGGAAGGAUUGUAGAAAAUGGAUCUGAGCAGGGAUCCUAUGAUGCAGAUAAAGGAAUUUUUACCAUUCGAUUGCCCAAGGAAACUCCUGGCCAGCAUUUUGAGGGGUUGAACAUGUUAACUGCUCUCCUGGCACCAAGAAAAUCCAGGUCUGCCAAACCACUUGUGGAGGAAAUAGGUGCUUCCGGGGUUUCUGAAGAAGGAGCUGACGAUGAGGAUGAGGAGUUUGACUGGGAAAUCGAGCAGACUCCCUAUGAAGAGGUCUCAGAAAGUACUCUGCGAUUGCAGUGUCACUAUGGAUUUGGAAACCUGCGGGCAGGUGUGGUUCAGCGGUUACAGGAUGAACUGAGUGAGCUUAUUGAUAUUAAGGAUCCAGAUUUCACUCCUGUGACUGAACGGAGGCAGAAACGCCUGGCUGCUGAGGUGGCCAAAUUUGAUCCAGAUCAUUAUCUGGCUGACUUCUUUGAAGAUGAGGCAGUUGAGCAGCUUUUGAAGUACAGUCCCUGGUGGAACGAUGCACAUGCAGAAAUGAUGGCUUCUUUGGGAAAGAGCCAAGAGCAAGGGGAUGCUGCUGCACUAGUGUCUUUUUCAGAAGAGGAAAAAUAUCAGCUACGAAAAUUCGUGAAUAAGUCUUACCUGCUAGACAAGACGGCUCACCGUCAAGUGUACUACAGCUUAGUUGACAUCCUUCUGGCCUAUUGCUAUGAAGUACGUGUCACUGAAGGAGAGCACAACGUUGAGUCUGCGUGGACCAUCAGAAAGCUGAGCCCAACACUCUGCUGGUUUGAGACAUGGACAGACGUUCAUGAAAUCCUGGUGUCCUUUGGAAGGAGAGUUUUGUGCUAUCCGCUUUAUCGUCAUUUCAAGCUGGUGCUGAAAGCCUACAGAGACACUAUAAAGAUUCUGCAACUAGGUAAAAGUGCAGUUUUAAAGUGUCUCCUGGAUGUUCACAAAAUCUUUCAGGAAAAUGACCCAGCAUAUAUUUUGAAUGAUCUCUACAUCUCAGACUACUGUGUAUGGAUUCAGAAGGCCAAGUCCAAAAAGUUGGCUGCCCUAACAGAAGCCUUGAAAGCAGUCUCACUCAGUAAGGCCCAGCUGGGGUUAGAGCUGCCGGAACUGGAAGCUGCCGCACUUCUUGUCCAGGAGGAAGAAAUUGCCAGAAAAGCAGCCCAGCGCAGCCCCACGCAGCAGGCUCCACACUCCAGUCCUGAGCCCAGUGACUCAGAUAGCACCUCGUCAUCUGACACAGAAGACUCAGCGUCAGAGCAAGAGGAGCUUGUUGGGACCCAGCCCUCCCUGCUCACUUCUCUGCAAGCCCCCCUUUUGGAAGAGGACAGUGGCCUGAUAAUCAGGGAGAGUGGGCUCUGCAGAGACAUGGCCAGCCAGGGAUGUAAAGUCAGUCAAGGGCAGCUACUGGCCCCUUCCCAGGCUCCACUGAUAGAGGAGGUUGAAGAUAGUGGGCUCUGCAGAGACAUGGCCAACCAGGGUUGUGAAGUCAGUCAAGGACACCCACUGUCCCCUUCCCGGGCUCCACUGAUAGAGGAGGUUGAGGAUGAGCUGAAGACCAUGCUUUGGGUUUCCCCACCCCAUGUCGUCAAUGCUGGGAGCCACAGGAGUAUCCAGGAUGGAGAGGAGAGGGGUCAGCUGCCCUGCGAUUGACUCAAGUGGUGGCCUCAUUAUGGGGCACUAGGUCAACUGUGCUCUCAUACAGAAGUGAAAUUUCUGAUUUUGAAUUUCUUUUUCUGUGUCGAUAUAUGACAUUGUUUUUCAGUGAGCUAACAUAUCUUUCCAUUUUUUUUUCAACUUGAAAACUAAAGUUCUAAAGUAUUCUUUAUAAAGUGUGAAUAAUUAAAAAUGAAGACCAUAAUACUACUAGGAAACUCUCUAGACCAGCGGUUCUCAGCCUUCCUAAUGCUUUGACCCUUUAAUACGGUUCCUCAUGUUGUGGUGACCCCAACCAUAAAAUUAUUUUGUUGCUACUUUAUGAUUGUAAUUUCCUACUGUUAUGAAUUGUAAUGUAAAUAUCUGAUAUGCAGGAUAUCUGAUAUGUGACCCUGAGAACUAAACUGCUCUAAACUGUAGCAGAACAUCUUGGACAGGUAGCUCUCACAUUUGAAGUGUGCACGAUGAGGAAAUACUAACAGGUGAGCAUACCAGGUGAAAUGCUCACUGCAAUCGGGGUAAUCAAUUCCCCAUAAUCUCCCGCUGUUCUUGGACCCUUUGCCAUCCCUUUCUCCAGGCCAGAUGCCACCCACCCGUGUUCCCUGAUCUGCUGUGUCAUAUGGUUCAGUAGCUUACUUUACUUGCAUUGUACAUAAACUAGAGCAUGCAGUGUGCUCUUUUGAGUGGGCUCAUCUCACUGCACAUAAGCAUCGUGAGAGGGAUGUAUGUGCCAAAAUGUGCCGAGUCUUUUGUGUUGUCUUCUCAGAGUGGAAACCAUUUCUUGGAAUAGAUUUGUCCAUUCACCCACUGAUGGACAUUUGAGUUGCUGCCAUUGUUUUGACUGUUAAUAAAACUGUUGUGAGCAUUUGGAUAC